Fimicolochytrium jonesii is the source of this 3064-nucleotide messenger RNA. Its product is annotated as adenylate and guanylate cyclase catalytic domain-containing protein. Gene Ontology annotation, molecular function: guanylate cyclase activity; peptide receptor activity. NCBI's taxonomy places the organism in Eukaryota, Fungi, Chytridiomycota, Chytridiomycetes, Spizellomycetales, Powellomycetaceae. The record is from RefSeq and is a predicted model, not a curated record. Gene Ontology annotation, biological process: receptor guanylyl cyclase signaling pathway; cGMP biosynthetic process; intracellular signal transduction. The transcript is spliced from 12 exons. Bases 74 to 2968 code for a protein of 964 amino acids.
CAAGCCCGUGGGGAGCAAAAAAUGACGGGUUAGCGGGGAUGUGCGCCGGCAUAAAAGCCAGCACUCGUUUUGUAUGCCCUUCAGAUGUGAGAUCUUGCAAAAGUCCAGGACGAGCGUUUUGAAAAGGCAUUCAUUCGCUUGUCACCGCUCGCCCCCGCAAUCCAUUCCCUCUUUCUUGAUUCCCUACAAAACUCCGUCAGUUAUGGCCGAAGUCGCCGCGCGCCUCAGCGCACACAUCUCCCCCAACGUGUCCUCCGAGAUCGACACCUCAAUCACCCCUCGCCGCUCCAUCAAUGGCGUCAGCGGCACCACCAAUGGCAUCGCCAGCGGCAAAGAGCCGCCGACGUUGCUUUCUGCACUUCGCGGCUCCCGCGCUGCGUUGGCGCGAUCUCAGUCGGAACUGCAGGAGUUGGAGGGCAAGGCGACACAGUUUGAUCGGAAUGAUGAGCAGGAGCAGGAGCAGGAUGCGGAGGACGACGGGAUUGUUACGAAUGGCGAUGACGAGGAUUUUAGUCAGGCGUUUAAAGAUAAGAUGAAGAAAUCGUCGAAGAAAAUGUUUGACAUGUUGCGAAAUGAAGCAAGCAUCAUCGAAGAAGGCGUCCAGAGAGCGGAAGGUGAAGUAAUCCGCCGCAUGCGUGAAGCCUUCCAACUCUCCCAAAACGACCGCUUGAUCAUGCGCGAGAUGGAACUCCAGGCCUCAGAGCUCAACACGAAGGACGCGGCGUUCAAGAACCAAAUGAAUUCGCGGGCCGAGCGCAAGGUGGGCAAGAUCGCCCAGCGCAAGAUCAUGCGCGACACCAAGGCGAGGGACACGCAGAUCAUCGCGCUCGAGUUGGCCAAUUCGCAGUUGGAUAUUGUGAAUGAAACCUUGAAGACGAAGAGGAAGUUGUAUGAUGCUAGGAUUGAGCAGAUUGAGAGCACGCACAGCAAGCAGCUUCGCCAGCUCCCGCAGGCCCAGCAACGCCGCCUUGCAUGCGACAAAGAACUGCUGCAGAUGGAGAUGCUGAACAUCAAGGACGAAGUUAUCCGGCAAAGCAUGCUCAAGAAGUUCCGCAUGCGCACCGUGCAUCAAAAAGCCACCGACAAACGCGUAACCGACCAACUCCUCGCCUUCCAAGCCGUCGAGCUCCGGCAAGCCAAAGAACGAUUCGAGCUCGGAGUCCAACAGUUCGAAGCCGAGCAGGAGAUCGUGGCCAAGGAUCUGCACAGCGUGAGCCAGUUGCAGGUGCAGCAGACCAGGGAGCUCAAUGCUGAGAAGGAGAGGUUGUUGGUGUUGCGCGAGACCACGAAGCUGAAGGUGAUGAAGAUGCAUCAUGAUGAGUAUAUGAAGCGCACGGGGCACAAUAAUCGGUUGAAGCUCCGGAAGAUGAAGUCGGCUUUUGAUAAAGACAUCAAAGCAGCCGCCGAAAUGGCCGGCGUAACAACAACCGGCUCCUCGGUCGGAGGCACCUCCAGCAACAGCCAAGCGCAAAGCGCCUUCCACAGCACGCUCCACAGCACGCUCCAUUCCGGGAUCGCCACCCCCACCAAAUCCCGCGGAAUGUCCCGCUCAGGCUCCGAGGACUCCAUCGCAACCGGCGACUCGCUCGUCUCCACGGACACGGCCAACACCGAGGACCUCAACGAGCUCAACGUCGACGCAGACGAAGACAUCGUCGCGCUGGUCGGGAGCAUCGCCACCAUGGUCACCGCGCAACGCCUCGCUCGGAGGGAGUUACGGAAGCUCAACAAGGCCGCCGCGACGAAAACGAUCAUGAUCGCUGAGGAACGCCGGAAGCAGCUGGCGAUGCAGCAUGGACCCGAGCUGGAGCAGCUGGUGAGGGCGCAGCAGCUGGAGUUGUCGACGGCGAGGGCCGUGCAGGAGAAGGAGAUUGCGAUGGAGGAGAGCGUGCAUGAUGCGGAGGCGAAUGCGCUUUUGGAGAGGAAGACGUUGAAUUAUGUGCUUAAUGCUGUCGGUGAUGGAAUCGUCAACAUGUCCCCCACGGGCCGCAUCACCCGCGUCAACCAAGCCACAGAGCUCAUGUUCGGCUACGACACCGACGACGUCAUCGGCCGCGACAUCCGCAUGCUGGUCCCCGUCGCAUGCCGCAAGAACGGGAAGGGAGUCGUCGUGGAGGGAAAGAGGAAGGACGGCAAGACGUUCCCGUGCCAUGUGGCGGUGUCGGAGGUGGUGGCGGAUGGUGUGCAUCUGUUUACGGGCAUUUUGAGGGAUGUGACGCAGGAGCGUACGGAACAAGCUCAUGCACAAGCCGUCGAGCGCGCUAGACAGGUCGAGCUCAUGGCCGCCAAGAACCAGGCCGACGAACUUCUCCAACGCAUGUUCCCCCCCACCGUCGCGCAACAACUCCUCUCCGGCGUCGUCGUCGACCCCGAAAACUUCGCCGGCGCUACCGUCUUCUUCUCCGACGUGGUCGGCUUCACCGAGAUCGCGUCGCGGUGCAGCGCGAUCCAGAUGGUGGAUUUCUUGAACGAUCUGUAUUCGGCGUUCGAUGGGAUCAUCAGUCUUUAUGAUGCUUACAAGGUUGAGACCAUCGGUGACUGCUACAUGGUAGUCUCGGGUUGCCCCAAACCCAACGGAGACCUGCACGCGGGCGAAAUCGCGCGCAUGGCUCUCCACCUGGUGUCAGCGGUGCAGAACAUCAAGUUCAAAGGGCAGCCGGACCUGAAGAUCCAGAUCCGGGUGGGGAUCUGCACGGGCCCUGUGGCGGCGGGGGUGGUGGGGAGCAAGAUGCCGCGGUAUUGUUUGUUUGGGAAUACGGUGAAUGUGGCGAGUCGGAUGGAGAGUAAUGGGAAAGCGAUGCACAUCCACUGCACAGAGUCAACAUUCACGGCCCUGCAACGGCUCGGCGGGUACAAUAUGCAGCUGCGCGGGUCGGUGGAUAUCAAGGGCAAGGGCAAGAUGCAGACGUAUUGGUUGACGGGGAAGGAGGGGUUUGAGCAUGGUGCGCCGACACCGACUGCGGAUUGAAUUGUGCGUCUUUAUGGCUUUUUUGGGACAUUUUCUCGUGACUUCUUCAGGUCUCUAUGGUUCUUUGCUUUUACCAAAUACAUCAAACUUUCAUAA